AUCUAUGCUAAUUUAACAUACAGUUUGAAUAGCUUGUUGCGCAGCGUUGCUCCGCUCUUUUACGCGCAGCUUUGCUCUUGCUCUCUGCUUGUUUACUUCGCUGCUCAUUCGUUCACUGGUGGUCGAUCGCAGUUGAUGUGAUUUUUGAUUUUUUGCGCGUUCGCGUGAAAUUUUGUUGUCGUGCGCGCGCUUUAAAAUAUUUUUAAUGGAAAUUGAUUUUGAUUAAAAAGUGGCAGCCAAAUAAAUAAUUGAAAUCGAGAUUGAAUGCGUGUGAAAUUGGCAAGAAAUACCAGCUGUCAAAAACCAAUACAUGAGCUUCCGUGUGUGUGACUGUGUUUGUAUAUGUGUGUGCUGUCAGGGUGCGUGAAAAAAUGCACUAAACAAGAAAUCAAAGCAAAUUAGAAAAACAACAAAAGCAACAAAUAUGCCAAAUUAAGGCAGCACAAAUCGAACGCAAAAAAUAAUACAAUCAAUAAAUUUCUAAAAGAAAAACAAAUUGAAAUUCCGGUUCGUGCAAAAACAUGCAAAAUACAAUGCAAACUUUUCCAGCAGCCGGCGCUGCUACGGAUGCGCCGUCUGCGUCGCCGCCUGACUUUGAUUUCCAGAUGCCGUGUCGCUAUUUCAAAAGUUCUUUUGCGCGUUCGCUUUCGCUGAAUAACAGCAAUAAUAACAACAACAAUAGCAGCGCAUUGGCAUUGCCUAAGAACUCGCCGCAAAUUGAGGCCAAACAGCAACAUCAACAACAGCAGCAACUGGAGCAGGAGCCGCAACAGGAGUUGCUCUGCUCGACGCCGCCGCCAGCGCUGCCUGCACGACGYCACACGACUAGCAGCAGCAGCAUCUUGACACAUUUCACAGCAGCGCCGGCUAAUCAGCUGCCAACGCAAAAACAGCAGCAGCAGCAGCAACAACAACAGCAGCAACAACAACAACAAAAUAAACAUCAACUGCAGCAACAACAAUUCAAGCGGAAUCUGAAUCUUGCCCUCAGUUGGUCUUUGCAGGAUGCCAGUCAUGUUGCCGCACCCAACAACAACAGCAGCAGCAACAGCAACAACUUGCCACAGCAAGCAGCAGCAACAGUGACGGCAGCAGCUGAGCCAGCGUUAAAUGUCGAGGCUGUCAUAUUGCAAAAUCAGGUGGACACAUUGCAAUGGCAAUUGAAGCAGACCGAAACCAAUUGUGAAAUGUAUCGUGCUGUCAUGGAGGAGGUUGCUCGCUUCUUUGAGCGCUAUCAGCAGCAGCAGCAACAACAACAGCAGCAGCAACAACAACAACAGCAACGCCAACAGCUGGCGAAUCGACACAGUUUGGGCGGCUUGGGGGAGCAAAUCUCGCGCUCAAAGAGUCUGCAUCAUGUGCAGGGCGUGCAGAGCGAUCCGAAUGGCUGCCAUGUGGAUGCAACUGGCGGCAGCAACUGCAACGGCACCGCUGCCUCAGCCACGCACUCUGCCUCGUAUAUGCGCGCGCGCAGCAGCACAAAUUUGAUGCUAAACAAAUCGAUGCUGACGAUGAACGAGGAGCACGGCUACGAGAGCAUUGCGCCCGCCGGCAGCUACAAUGCCUUCAAGGACUUUACCUGGCGUCGCUCACCCAAGAAGCUGGGCGGCUGCAAGUCGCGUUUGUCUUCGCCCGAGGCGGCCGAGGAGAAGCUCAACCAGGAGGCAUUUCGUCUGGCGCGCACCAUACGCAAUCUGUUGCACACAUCGCAGCAGCAGCCGGAUCUCACGAUGCUGCCACACGGCGCGGCUGCGGGCCAGAGACUCAGAAACCAGAGCCAGAAGAGCAACGCUGCCUUGACGCUGAUGGCGGCGCCGUUGCAUAACUCGACUAGCCUGGAUGCACCGGCUGACAACAACAACAACAAYACCACCACCACGACAAACAAUACCACCACCGCCACCAAUAACAACAACAGCCCCACCAGCAGCACCACUUCCUCUGCUGUUAGCCCUGAGCUGCUCUUCUUGCGCGCCAAUACGAUGCGAGAUUCUCGACUAUCGCUGCGCAGCUCUACCGACAGCUCUGUGCAUUCCACCAUCUCCUCGACGGCCUCGUCCUCGUCGAAAAUAGAAACCGAUGAAGAGAACCACACAGCCAGCACCACCAGCAAGCAGAGCCCAACGACUGUCACGAGCAAUCAGCACAAUGGAUCCAGCACAGAGGAUGAGAGUGGCUUCAGCUCGAUUAGCUCGUUCCAUGAUGUGGGUCUGCCACUCAGCUCCACCUUGAUAGGUGGCAACAGCUGCCGUCUCUCGCUCUCCACAGAGAGUCGCAACUCGACGCUCAAAUCGGCGCUGAACGGGGUGGGCGUGCCACUGCAGCCCCAACAUUCGCCCAGCAGCAGCAGCAGCAGCACCUUGAACUGUCAAUCGCCCGCGAAGACCUAUCGUAAUGCGAAUCGAUAUCAGCGCUUCUCAACGCUCUCCAACGAGGAUGCAGCCGCUGUGCUCUGGGUCUAGGCUACACGCAUUUCGUACCCCCACAUAAAAUUAAGUUUUAGUUAUUGUUUUUCCCUUUCGCUAGUGCCUCUCGUUUAGUUUGUAGCCGCUCCUUAAUGUUUAAAAUUUGUGUACUUUAUUCUAGUAAUUUUA
This is a messenger RNA of Drosophila arizonae, 2594 nucleotides long. RefSeq lists its product as uncharacterized. NCBI's taxonomy places the organism in Eukaryota, Metazoa, Arthropoda, Insecta, Diptera, Drosophilidae. The record is from RefSeq and is a predicted model, not a curated record.